Salvelinus sp. IW2-2015 is the source of this 4182-nucleotide messenger RNA. The record is from RefSeq and is a predicted model, not a curated record. Lineage: Eukaryota; Metazoa; Chordata; Actinopteri; Salmoniformes; Salmonidae.
GGAUCCUCUAGCUGACAUAAGCCACCAGUCUUCGGGGUACGUGACGUAUGAAACGCGGAGGCCACUUGUGUCUUGAGUCGGACCGAGGCUGGGGAGAGCAUUAUGUCAGGGCCUGAGGAGGGGACACCAGUUGGAACGGGGGGGUUCCCAUACACAACACCUCCGAUACAAACACAACCAAGCCAUGUAAUAUCAUCAGCCAUCCUCCCAUUGAUGUGAAGAUCUGGAGGAGGGGUCGUCCCCGUGUGACGAUGACCUCAUAACCGGUGGCCCUGCAGAUGAGGCGAGCGUGACGUCGUCCUGGUGUAAUGACGUCAUACCAGACUAUUUAGAGGAAGCGUUGGGGACGUCGCCUCUACGAGCAACGAUAUCACACCUCCUGUAGAAGACCGCAUAGCAAGUCAUCCAGGACGAGUGUGGCACUGCUAAUAUUGUGACUUUCCCCAGCAUCAAGCCUCAUCACUAUCAGACCGUCCUGAACCCAAGAUUGUAGUGACAUGUCCUCAGGCUGAGGCCUCGACACCGGACCUCUGCAACCAGAUCAGAACCAGGCGUCAGACUUAGACCUGGACGACCGGAGGGACCAUACCGGCUCAGCCUCCAGACUCUUCUAAAGAAAUCCCAGGCAGUUUUGGAACGCCCCAAACCAGGCAGGAACCAGCCAGAAUCAGAACCAAAGAGCCAGACUGGAGAUGUAGACUUGGACCCGGAAUGGAACCAGUGGCAGGGCCGUACCGCCUCAGCCUUCAGACCUGCUGAAAAAGUCCCAGGAGCACCGGAGACGCCAGCGUCAGCUGAAGAACCAGGCCAAGACCUCUACUUGUCCUACCAGGAUCCAGGAGGCCUCGACACACCAGAAGAUGGAGGAGGACAUCAGUUUCUCAGACAAGGAGAAUGAGGAGUUCCUCCAGUCAGGGAGAGUGGUGGCGGAGGAAGGAAAACCCGGGACAGGGAUUGGAGAAAGGAUCUCUGGGAAUGGGAGUCCAGUUUUCCAGACCGCCACCACUAGAGAUAUUCCCUAAGGAAGCGUGGGUUCCACGUGAGGAGGAGAGGCGAGCUCUAGGAUUGUGGAAAGAAUGGGACUCAACGAAAAAGGAUGUCAUGAAAGAAUAUUGAAGGAAUUGGAGGCUGGAAAUGGCCCUUCACAUUUGGUUGGUCGAGAAGGAAACACCCAAUCCCAAUCUCCUCCAGGAGUGGACAUUGAUGCUGCUCGGCAGCCGAAGACAUCCAGCUCCACUCUCACCAGACGUCACAGCAGCACCGUCAUUGCUAAUGGAGAACCUUCCACAUCCUAUCUCAGCCUCCAUAACCCAGAAAUCAUUCUACCUAGUCAGGGAGAAGAGCUCUACCCUGCCGAGGCUCCUCUCUGGGGGGUAGUAGGUUCCAGACCGUCCCUACCCCCCAGUUUAGUAUGAGCCCUAUCCGCUGUAAGAGUAAAGGAAACAGUGGGGGAGGAGGGCGUGGCACCCCAAGAGGCAGAUCCUGGUAAACACACCUUUGAAUGUAGACAACGAGGUGGGGUCGGUGACUGGGCAGGAAGAAAUGAUGCUCGGGACCAAAGGCAUCUGCACAGAGCGCCCCUAGUGGCUGGGGGUGGUACAACACCUAUGCGUAGGAGCUCAGACCAGGCAGAACAGAUAGYUCAGCUGGAGCUCAACCUGUCCAGCCUCAAAAUACUGAUCUCAGACYUGGAGUCCACGCUCACAGAGACACCAGAGAGCCACCAGACACACAACAACAGCCAGACUGAUAAUAUAGACCAACAACACAAAUACAUGGACGACCACACACCUGACAGCCAGGCCUUACAGAGAACAGGGAACCAGACACACAACAACAGCCAGACUGAUAAUAGUAGUAACCUUACCAUGGACCCGCCACAUAAAUACAUGGACUACCAUACACCUGAGAGUCAGGCAGAGAGUAACCUUACAGACAGUGAGAAAGGAAGAGGGGAUGGAGGUCAGAGGUCAGCUGAUAAGAUGGCGGUGGUCCCCUGUAGAGUCCAGUGGUGUGACAGCGUACCUCCAUUGGUCAAGGAGGUGGAGAUCACUGUUACAACGGGUUACAAAAGACAAGAUGGUCGCCAGCAGCAGCCUCUUGCAGCGGGCCUCGUCACCUCCCUCACUCAGAAGAGGAGAGUUCCUGACGUGUUCCGGAAGGUUCCAUAUGAUGUCAUCAAGGUUCCGUCGGAAGUCAUCAAGGUUCGGAAUGACGUCGUCAAGAUUCCGGCAUCACACAAAACACCUUUCUCCGUCCUCUCAGACGCCAGUGACAACCAGCACCAGCCAAUGGAGUGGAAGAGUUAUCUGGAGGACCCUGCCCACUUCCAAUCCAUCAACCAAUCGUAUGACGUGGACACGCCCUCAGGGCUCUGGCUCCAGGGAGGGUCAGUGUCAGAGGGGUCGUUGAAAGGUCAUGACCCCGCGSGGAAGCAGCUGACCCCUGAGAACGGAGGUGGUGGUCAGGGAGGGGCGUCAAGGGCCAAACGUAGACUGGUCAUGCACACGACAGAGGGGAACAGGGGACGAGGACGRAGAGAGGUGAUGGACAGGCCUCACUCCAGUACUCCUAAAGCUGCGGUGCGGUCACACAGUCAGGAGAACCAGCAGGUGGGAUCCUGUUCCAGUCAGGAGAACCAGCAGGUGGGAUCCUGUUCCAGUCAGAAGAACCAGCAGGUGGGAUCCUGUUUCCAGUCAGGAGAACCAGCAGGUGGGAUCCUGUUCCAGUCAGGAAGAACCAGCAGUGGGAAUCCUGUUCCAGUCAGGAGAACCAACAGGUGCGAUCCUGUUCCAGUCAGAAGAACCAGCAGGUGGGAUCCUGUUCCAGUCAGGAAACCACAGCAGGUGCGAUUCCUGUUCCAGUCAAAGAACCAGCAGGUGGAUCCUGUUCCAGUCAGGAGAACCAACAGGUGCGAUCCGUUCCAUCAGGAGAGCCAGCAGUGGGAUCCUGUUCCAGCAGGGAACCAGCAGGUGCGAUCCUGUUCCAGUCAGGAGAACCAGCAGGUGGGAUCCUGUUCCAGUCAAGGAAAACCAGCAGCUCCAGCUGAAGCAACCCAAUGCAGCCCAGGUCAGAGCCCUGAAGGAGGAGCAGAGGAGACAGCAGCAACAACUACUGCAGAUGCUGCUGUACGUUACCAGCUACUCCAGAGUUUGUCCUUCCCUGUGUCCUCCUGCCCCACAUCCAGCUCACGUCUAGGGACAACACGACCUCCCUCCUCCCCCUUUCUUCCAUCCCUCUGCCUCCAUCCCCCUGUCCAUCCCUCUGUUCUCCCCCUCACCAGGAUCCCUCCUUUCAGACCCAGACUCCCCCUCACCAGGAUCCCUCCUUUCAGACCCAGACUCCCCUACCAAUCCCCUUCCGAUCCAGAUCCCUCCUUCAGACCAGACUCCCCUCACCAGAUCCCUCCUUUCAGACCCAGACUCCCCCUCACGGUCUCCCAGGUGUCUUUCUGUGUGUUUUGCCCCCUGGUGGCAGCAGCAGUGAAGGGAUACCUAACCAGGAGGCUCCUACGCACAGAGAGAGUGCGACAGCUGCUAUGUACCAUCAAGGACACGCAGCAGUUCCUGCAGUCCUUCCAGCCCAGAGCCCUGGGAGAGACAGCAGGCAAGACCUGGUGCUGCAGGAGAGAGUCACACUACAGCUCCGAUCGGCACGUUAUGAGUUCCAGGACAUCUUCUGUCUGUCAGCAGGAGACAGGAUGCAGAUCAUCAGCUGGGACAGACACUGGCCAGGGACAGGGAGAUGAGACGCCAGACUGGGGAAACGGGGUCGACCAGGGGGAAGAGUUCUCUGUCAGCUGCUACACAGAAGGCCUUGGAGAGGAAGAGAGGAGUCAUGAUGAGGAAAGCGGCAGAGGGGCAGAGGGGGACUGGAGCUGUGGUUGUUGCCUGCCAGAAGGGUCCUCUGGCUGGGGCAGAGGGGCAGAGGGGGACUGGAGCUGUGGUUGUUGCCUGCCAGAAGGGCCCUCUGGCUGGGGCAGAGGGGAACGUCGUGAAGCAGACACGUGGGUCUUUUCGACCCAACCCUCAAAGGGUCCCCAAGACCACCCAGUCCCGCAGAUCUCGGUGAAGAUGGUCUACUURUCGGGCUAGACUGGACCGGAACUGGGUCGUGUUCAUUUUGGCACAGUGUAGCAAAACGUUUUGCACAGGAGAACGAAAACGAGCGUUUCUUAUUGGA